This is a messenger RNA of Elaeis guineensis (African oil palm), 1213 nucleotides long. Lineage: Eukaryota; Viridiplantae; Streptophyta; Magnoliopsida; Arecales; Arecaceae. The record is from RefSeq and is a predicted model, not a curated record.
AUGCAAAUUCUUGUUGUUUUGCAGUAUGACACAAAAUACUACUAUGCGGUUGGGGUUGGGCAUACAAUGCGACAGUUUUGGUUCAUAACCCCUCCCAAAGUUGGUCCUGAUGUACCAUAUACAUUUGGUCUUAUAGGGGAUCUUGGACAGAGUUUUGACUCAAAUAGCACACUUUCUCAUUAUGAAUCAAAUUCCAAGGCACAGGCAGUGCUAUUUGUUGGAGACCUUUCUUAUGCAGAUAACUACACAAAUCAUAACAAUGUCAGGUGGGAUACAUGGGGCAGGUUUAUUGAGAGAAGUGCUGCAUAUCAGCCUUGGAUUUGGGUUGCAGGAAAUCAUGAGCUUGACUUUGCUCCUGAAAUUGGUGAAAAUGUGCCAUUUAAACCAUACAGUCACAGGUAUCAUGUUCCUUAUAGGGCUUCUGGUAGCACAUCUCCAUUCUGGUACUCCAUCAAACGGGCCUCAGCAUACAUCAUUGUCCUGGCAUCUUAUUCAGCUUAUGGUAAAUACACUCCUCAAUAUGAAUGGCUUGAAGCAGAGCUACCUAAAGUGAACAGAAGUGAGACACCAUGGUUGAUUGUUCUCAUGCAUGCACCAUGGUAUAAUAGCUACAACUAUCAUUACAUGGAAGGAGAAACCAUGAGAGUAAUGUACGAGCAAUGGUUUGUAAACUACAAAGUUGAUGUUGUAUUUGCUGGUCAUGUCCAUGCCUAUGAGCGCAGUUAUAGGAUAUCGAAUAUUGCAUACAAUAUUGUGAACGGGAAAUGUACCCCGGUUCCUGACCAAUCAUCUCCUGUAUACAUCACUAUAGGUGAUGGUGGAAAUGUUGAAGGACUCGCUACUAACAUGACAGAUCCACAGCCCAGUUAUUCAGCUUACAGGGAAGCCAGCUUUGGUCAUGCUAUUUUUGACAUCAAGAAUGGGACCCAUGCUUAUUAUACCUGGCACCGCAGCCCGGACGGAAACGCAGUUGCUGCUGAUUCCAUGUGGUUUUACAACAGAUACUGGCAUCCUAUAGAUGAUUCUACCACAUCUGCUACAUAAGUUGAGCCACUGGUUCUCGAUAUUUGGAAAUAAACAUUUGUCUCCAAUUUUGAGGCAGGCAUGGAUACUUACUCUUUUCUUUGUACUUUUCUACUUUCUUCACCUUUGAAUCGUAAAUCUUGUAAUCGAAUACUCUGCCCAUUGAAAUAGCUUUUUUGUUGCCUUGUCA